UCCCCCAGCCCCCGCAUGGAAAUAGUAUUAUUAAACUUGACCUUGCAUCCCAGCUCCCGACAGGGCCCCAACUCCGCUAAACUGAAGCAUGCUAGCUGGGUGACGACCAUAGGGGACCCUGCAGCUGCCAUCCUACAAAGGGCAGUGUCCGGGCCCAGGGGAAGGAGCAGCGGGCAGGUUCGCGGGAACCGAGGGCGGCCCAGCUUCGAGCCCUGCGGCUUUCGCCCGCGGGAGCGAGAGCCGGCUGUAGGCGGCUCCUUCCUGUGCAAACUUUUCUGUCCUCUUCCUCCUCCCGCCCUCCCCAUCAGCUUCUCGGCGCCCGGCGUCCAGCCUCCCCGCCCUCGUCGCUGCCUCGGGGUCGCCGCGCGCCCAGCAGCGCUGUCGUCCGCGCCGGCCCCACCCCGCUCUCCCGGCCUCCGGGAGCCGAUGGCCGAGGCGGGCAGGAGCCCCGCGGAGCUCCCGAGAGAGCCGCCCGAGCAGGCGGCGGCUGAGGUCCCCGAGGCCGAGGCACCCGCCGGGCCGCCAGCGCCCGCCCUGCGCAGGCUGCCAGGGGACCUGAGCCCCCGCGGCCGCUCGCAGAGCGACUUGUCGUCGUGCUCGAGUCGGGGCCGCCCCCUCCGCGUCCACAUCUCCGGCUCAGUUGAUGGACUGGACAAAGCUUCUAUAGCAAACUCAGAUGGCCCAACAGCAGGUUCCCAAACACCUCCCUUCAAGAGAAAGGGGAAGCUCUCCACCAUCGGUAAAAUCUUUAAGCCUUGGAAAUGGAGGAAAAAGAAGACCAGUGACAAAUUUAGAGAAACAUCAGCAGUAUUAGAAAGGAAGAUUUCCACAAGACAAAGUAGAGAGGAGCUGAUAAGAAGGGGAGUUCUUAAGGAAUUGCCUGAUCAAGAUGGAGAUGUAACAGUUAACUUUGAAAAUUCAAACGGGCACAUGAUACCCAUCGGAGAGGAGUCUACCCGAGAGGAAAAUAUAGUAAAAACUGAAGAAGGGAAUGGCUCUGUAGCUGAAAAAGCACCACCUCUGGAGGAAAAGGCAGAAGAUAAGAAAGAGAACACUGAAAACCACUCUGAAACACCGGCAGCUCCUGUUCCACCUCCUCCAGCUCUUCCUAAGCCUAAACCCAAACCUAAACCCAAAAAAACACCUGUGCCUCCAAAAGGGGCCGCUGCCGGGGCCAGCCCCAAGGGUGAUGAAGUGCCUCCUAUUAAAAAAAAUACCAAGACUCCUGGUAAGCAGGUCCCUGUCCCUCUACCCAAGCCAACAAGCCGAAAUGCUACCCGAGAGGCUGCUGGUUCCUCUCAUUCAAGAAAAACAACUGGCUCUAAAGCAUCAGCUUCACCGUCUACUUCCUCCACCUCAUCUCGUUCCAAAGCUUCAAAGGAGACCGUUUCUAGCAAAACGGGGACAGUGGGAAUCACAAAGGGCAAGAAAAAAACUGGCAAGCAGCUGACGUCUCAGCCAUCCUCAGAUGCAACCACUUCUGGCACAUCUGACCUUAAAGGAGAGCCUUCCGAGCCCCGGGUGGAGAGUCUCAAACCUGAGCAGACUGUCCCUGAGACGGAGGAGCAGACCACAGGCAAAGCCAAGUCUGCAGUCCCUCUGGCCCCUGUGGCUCCCCCACCCCCUCCCCUGCCCCCUCCGCUCCCGCUGGAGGACCAGAGCAUCGUUGCCUCAGACACUCCUGUCGUCCUGGUCAGCAAUGGAGCUGACCUGCCCGUCCCUGCCUUCGACCCAAGUCAGCUUCUCUGGACUGAAGAGCCGACAGGCAGAACUACUGUCCAUUCAGGCACUGGCUUAAGUGUUAGCAGAGAAAAUGGAAAAUGUUUCUCUACCAAAGAUGAGCUGGGGAAGGCAGCGCCUCAGCUCCUGACUCCUGGGCUGAUGGGAGAAUCUUCAGAAUCUUUCAGUGCCUCAGAGGACGAAGGCCCAAGGGAGUACCAGGCCAAUGACUCUGACUCUGAUGGACCCAUCCUGUACACUGACGACGACGAUGAUGAAGAGGAUGAGGAUGAAGACGGCAGUGGAGAAAGUGCUUUGGCAAGUAAAAUACGACGAAGGGAUACUCUUGCAAUCAAACUCGGCAACAGACCAUCUAAGAAAGAAUUAGAGGACAAAAACAUCUUGCAGCGAACAUCUGAAGAGGAGAGGCAGGAAAUCCGACAACAAAUUGGAACCAAGCUAGUCAGGAGACUUAGCCAGAGGCCCACAACUGAAGAAUUAGAACAAAGAAAUAUCCUGAAGCAAAAGAAUGAAGAAGAAGAGCAAGAAGCAAAAAUGGAACUUAAACGCAGACUCAGCCGAAAGCUCAGCCUGAGACCCACAGUGGCAGAGCUGCAAGCUCGAAGGAUCCUGCGGUUUAAUGAGUAUGUAGAAGUCACCGAUUCGCCAGACUAUGAUCGCCGAGCAGACAAGCCUUGGGCCAGGUUAACGCCUGCAGACAAGGCCGCAAUAAGGAAAGAACUAAAUGAAUUUAAAAGCACGGAAAUGGAAGUUCAUGAAGAAAGUCGACAGUUUACCAGGUUCCAUCGUCCUUAAUGAAGCACGAGACUCUUUGGAAACAGACUGAUCAUCUUUGGGGGAAGCCUCAGUUCCUGAAAAUCUGAUAUUGCACUGGGAUGUGAAUGUGUGUGUUUCCGUUUAACUUGUGGUGAAGGAAGCAUGUGGAAUGUUCUCCCCACCUGUACAGCUUGGAUGGGGAUCACAAGCAAAGGGAAGGGUGCAGCGCCCCUGCUGGUCAGCAUGUGAACUGAUGGUAAGGGACACCAUAGUUACGCCCGUUCUUCUUCAUCAGGAGUUUUAAUCAAAGACGCGCAGAAGACAAUCGCUGGUUCCCUGUUGCCAGAAAGCCAAAUUUUAGAGUGCGAGUUAAAGGAGAAUGGGGAAUGGAAUUUCUGAGUACUGGAAAGGGGUGGGGGAUUAAAAUCAGAAAGAAAGAGAAAUACUUCAUUAUGUUAAUGAAAAAAGGAAAUUGAAUCAUAGGUGUAUUUUUGAAGUAGGUUUUUAGUAGUUGAGAACUUAUAUAAGGGAUUUGGGAAUUUAAAAACCCAACGUGGAUUUCCUAAAGACCUGAUCCUAGAAGAAUAUUCCCGUUUCGCCAUGAUAUUGGUACAGUGUAGUACCAUUACUUUUUGUUGUGCCAGUGAAUCCAAUUGCCAGAAAUCAGUCCGAGUGUUUUCAUGUAUCAUUUUCCUAAAUGCAAGAGGCUUUUACUGACUCUUAAUAAGCAUGCUUACCCAAGUUUUGUUGCAUGCUUUAAGUAGCAUAGCUAUACACACUUUACAUUUUUAAAAAUACUCCUUACCUAAUGUACCAACCUUCCAUAAGGAUAGCAGGACUGGGAAUAAAGUCAGAUGGAAUGUGACCCUGUAAAUCUAUAGCAAGCUUUAGAAAUAAAUCUUUUGGGCUUUCCCUAGCUUAUCUCCCAAGUUGGAACAAUCAUCCUUAAUCUAAGGAAGAUGGUAUAGACAAUCAUGGCACCUUUAUAAAAAGUCUGAAUCCAAAGUUAAAACUUAGGCAAAAUGCAACUGUUUUGCCCGCAGUUAGCUCUGAAUGGGGAUGGAAAGAACUAUUUAUUUUCCAUGCUAUGUUAAGUAGGAUGGCUGCUAUUAAAAAUAAAUAAAUAAAUAAAGCCCAUGGAUUAAAAAAAAAAUACUCACCCAAAGACUUAGAACACAGAAAAAUUUUGCUAAGUUGUGAGGAAAACCUCAUUUGGUAUUUUAAGAGUCAGCAGAUUGCAUCCAUAAAUGUAGUGUUGACUUUCAAUGCAAAAGAAUCAGUGAGAUUAAAGUUAUGGGAAGAUUUCCCUAUGAGCCUGCCGUCAGUAUUGUUUACAUUAAGACACCCUCUGUUGUCAUCUUGCUGUUUUCCAUGGAGUCACAGGCAUAGCAUGGCUUCUGUUCCCAAGUACAUAGGACCACAUGUAUAUACCACCUUGCAUUUAAUUGUUCUUUCAUGAUUGUUUUGUGCCCCUUUUAUUAAAAACACAUGAGAUGUACAAUAAGCAAAGACGUAAAUAGACUUUAUUUUAUUCUGAGUUUGGACUAGAAUUUUCUGACAUGAUUCUGGUUUAUUAUAUGUAAAACUGUAACUUCCAAUUUCAACUAAAAAAGCAAACAUUUCGGAGUUGCCUUCGUGACUCAGCGGUUAACGAACCUGACUAGGAUCCAGGAGGAUAUAGGUUCAAUCCCUGGCCACACUCAGUAGGUUAGGGAUCCAGCAUUGCCUUGAGCUAUGAUGUAGGUCACAGACGUGGCUUGGAUCCCGAGUUGGUGUGGCUGUGGUGUAGGCCAGCAGCUGUAGCUCUGAUUCAACCCCUAGCCUGGGAACUUGCAUAUGCCUCAGGUGCAGCCCUAAAAAGCAAAAAAAAAAAAAAAAAAAAAAAAAAAAAAAAAAAAUGCAAACAUUUCAUCUAGUGGAUGAAUCUGGAUCCUACCAUUCAUUUAUACUUGAAAGACCCACUUGAAAUUAGAUGAUUUUGCAACUAAAAAAGGUAGGCAGCAUUGUUGCACCUCUUGCUGUACUCAGCCAUGGGCAUUAAUAAAAUAAAACUAGAAUUCUCCACUAUUGUCAUUUCAUUGAUAGAAUAAGACACAUUUUUUGCUUUGAAAACAUUUUUCUACUUGCCCUGCUGGAAGUUUUCUCUAUUUCAUAAUGUUUCAAUGCAGUCAUAGACUUUAACUAUGUUCCAAUUUUUUGCUGAAGUUGUGUUUUUCCUUAUAUCGUUUUGUUGUCAUUUUAGCGUCUUGGGAAAAAUACUAAGGAAUGUAGUGUUAUUUUCAUUUUCUCUACCUAAAAUCUUAAAACAUUGUUUUGAUUUCUAAUCACAAAACCUCUGUAAAAAUGGUAAAUAUGACGUUUAUCACUGUUUUAUCACUGAAGAUACACAUUUUAGAAAGUCUCUCUUUGGUUGAUAAAAGGAACCAAAAUGUGAUACAAUUUUUUUUAUUCCCAAUAGUGAGAUGUACACAGUACAAAAAUGAAACUCUGGUCCCUCAAUAUAGUUUUCCUUGUAUGACAUGUCACAUUUAUGACAUACUACUCAUACUUUUACUUCUAGUGACUGACAUCUUAAGGAAAGGUUUUAGAAGUUUAAAAUUCAAAAAAAUUAACCACUACUAGUUUAAUACUUACGUAUUAGAACCAUGAAUUAUUUCUUUAAAUAAAAAGCCAUGUAAAGAGUAGAAGCAUUAUGAGCUAAGCUAUAUUUUGCAGAAUGAAGCUUUAUUUUAACAGCUAAUUUUAAAGGGCAGUAACAUUGCAUAUCUACCCUAGUAGCCCAUCUGGAGGGCUCUUGCCUGGCAGCCUUAAAAGAAUGCAGAAAUGUGGACCACUCGCCAUAGCAUUAUGUAUCUGCCUAAUGCCAGCCUUCUGCAGUCCAACCAAUAAGCUGUGGUUCUGUGAAAGUACAUGGGUAUGUGAAUGGGGUUGUUGUAACACAACACCAGAGUUUUCCCAAUUGAAAGUGCAACAUUAGGCUGACAUAGAAGAAGCCAGUAGGUUUUCCUGAGUCCCCGAGAUAUGAUUAAGGAAAGAAACAAAUCCGUCUCCAAAAAGGUUCCAGGCAGGAAAGAACUAGACAGACUGUAAAAAACCAGAGUGGCCAUUUUCAUCCUUUUUUAAAUGCAGAAAACGAACGUGAACAUUAAGAUAGUAAGAAGAUGUCAUGAGCUUUAUCAGCAUCUUCAUGGUCAUUACCAGUCAGUCUGACAAAACUAGUUCUCUGGUAAUUAGCGUUAAUUUUGGGCAGCCCUGCCUGAUAAUUUCCUGUGUGCGUGAAAUAUCUUGCAUUCUUUUUUGCUCAAAACAAUUUACCUUUAUGUUAAUUCCUAAAAUUAUUCAAAUGAAAUCCAUAAUAAUCUGAGUACUAUUUUGGGUAUUUGAACAGCUCUUUUGAAUGGAGGAAAAAGCACACUCAUCUAUCUGAUUUACCCAGAAAAACCAACUUUAUUAGCACCAUAAUCAUAUCCUUUAUUAGCAUCAUGAUUGUAAUCAUGUAUCUUUCUCUUACAUUAGUAAAUAUAUUCUGUUAGUAGAAAGGUCUGAAUGUAAGUGAGUAUCUGUUUAUUUAGAGGAGUUGAAUACAGCCUUUCAAAAAUCACCACAUAUGAAGAAUGUGAGAUAAAUCCUGAAAACCCAUAACCUCAGAUUUUACAACCUGCAAUUAAUUCAGUGCUGCAUUAGCACUUUAAAAAAUACAGUAGGUUACGCUUGAAAGAGAGAAAAGUGCUGCAUUAACACUGCCUAUUCUAACGUAUACCACAUCUUAACACACAACAGGCAAUGUAUUUAUACUUAAUAUAAUGAGACACAGAUUUCACAAAUUAUACUGUAUUCACAAUAGAAAGCCUCAGGCUUAUUUUUCACAGUGAGAGUUCUUCAAAAAUUAUGUCUUUAAGAAGUCCCAGCAGCACAUUUCACACAGAGAAAUCUUCCUCAGAGGAGGUGAGAGGAAUCAAGCUAGUACAAGAUACACAAAUUUAUAUCAUUGCAUCAGUAUAGUAGCUUAAACAUUCCUAAAUCCAAUCAUGUUAUUAAGCCUAACAUUACUAGUGAAAGUUUAUACUUUGAGACAAGAAUUAAUAAUUUCUUCAGGGAGUUCCCAUUGUGGCUCAGCAGGUUAAUAACCGGCUAGUAUCCAUGAAGAUGCAGGUUUGAUCCUUGCCUUCCUCAGUGAAUUAAAGAUCUGGUGUUUCUGUGAGCUGUGGUGUCAGACGUGGCUCGGAUCCCACAUUGCUGUGUCUGUGGCGUAGGCCAGCAGCUGCAGCUCCAAUUCUACUCCUUGCCUGGGAAUCUCCAUAUGCCACAGGUGUGGCCCUAAAAAGGAAAAAAAAAAAAAGAAUUAAUUUCUUCACAUCAUUAGAGAAUGCUAUGAGCACUGAGAAACAAUGAAGAUACAAUUAUUUACCAAGUUUUCCCUUAAGCCCUUAAAAUGGCUAAUCUUCCACUAUUAGGUAUUUGAGUAUAUAUCACAUUGUUUUAUUUGACAAAGCAGAAUGAACUUCUAGAGCUGAAAUAUGUCUUAGAGGGGAAUGCAACAGCAAAUCAAAUUAAUAGGACCAUCUUUCUAAGAGAAAGCACAUCUCCAGAAAGUUGAAACACGAGUUUCAAUGACCAGCAUGAGCCUCUGCUGUAAUUUGGGAGUGAUGCACGGGUGGCAGGACAAAGGAAGAAUCCUCUGGAACCAUUCUUAUUUUCACUUUCUGUUUACUUUUUGUAGUGGUUAAGCUCAAGCUCUUUAUGGAAAUGCAAACCACUGGUAUUGUUCCUAGAAAACAACUUACCGAUUUUUCAAAGACAGGGUCAUCUCAAAUUAAGAAAUCCUAUUGUAUACACUGUAAGAUUUCUAGGAGAAAAAAACAAGGAGACACCUUUUCCCACUGAAAGCCAACCCCACAGGCAUAUGGGUCAUUUUUUAGCUGUGUUAGGAUCUACCGCACACACAAAAAAUGUCAUUUAGCUUGUCACCUUGCUAGCAUAGCUGCAACAUGAGCAAAGGACUCGCACAGGUGUUUCUCAGUGUGGGUACUAUUGGCAUUCAGAGUCAGGCAGUUCUUUGUUGUGGAGGAAUGUCCCACACAUUGCAAGAUGUUUACUAUCUCAGGCCCUGAUGACUAAAUGCCAACAGUAUGUGCAGUCACCGUAAAUACAGAAAGUAAAAAGCACUCCCCCGGGUUCAAAUCCCCUCCUAGGAGGGCAGUACCUCCUCCCUUAAAUACCACUGUCUAUUGCAAUUUGAGGACACAGGAAAAAGUGUCUAUUUCAAAACAUCAUCUUGACUGCCUUGCAUUUCUUUGACCCCAAACAAUUUCUUCUCCCCUCAUUUUUCCAGUCCUCUGCUUUGAAUCAGCUUUAGUUUGCCAGUUCUUCAAACUUGGGGUUAUUGGGUGGUCCUGGCAGUUCCAAUGGGCAUAGUCACUUGGUUAGUCCCUGUAUGUACUAAAAGGAGAGAUUUUAGUUUCAAAUUAAGCAAACCCCCCCCUUUUUUUUUUGCACCUCACAGUUUUCUCUCAGAUGUACCCUGUUAGUCAUAAUCCUUGUCGAUGUCAUGCAGAGCCUUGCAUGGCUUAAUCACAAACACGACAGCUAACAAUCCACAUAAACAAAACUGGUGGUCUAUGAAAAUCAUCAUUGGAUUUCACCUGGUAAACCGCAUCCCAUGGAUUCCCAAACAACUGCCUGUUUAUUCUGUUAAAGAAGCAUUUAGUCCACGUGCAAAGGCUUGAAUUCCCCCUGCAUCAAUAUAGUCAUGCAGUUCCACUUUUCUCAGAUUGAUGAAUACUAAAUUAUGAAGUUAAUGAGGGUGAACUGUGAAUUGCAUGCAUGUCAUUCAUACUUGAGCAAUGACCAUACACAAAACAAGAUGAGUUUUACCUAGGUGAAACCUUAUUAUACUAUACUAACAACAUAGAAACAUACUCUUUGUAACUUUUUAUGACCAAAACGGAAUGAUAUAUAUGUCUUGAAAUUAUUCGAUGAAUUGUGGCUGACAGAUGGAAUUAAGUUAGCCACUUUAAUUUUUUUCAAUAUUAAAAUUUCUAAACAUGUUUUUCGAAGCAGAGCAGCUCAGAGUCGAUAACGGUCAUUAUAUUGUGAACUUUUAGGUGGUGCUUAAGAAUUCUUAUUCAAUACCAGUAUUUUUUUUUUUUAAGAGUAAGUUGAAGGGAGUAAAUGAGGCAGAAUGCCACUCCACCCUCAGGUCAAUUUUGUGGUAUAUGAAAAUGCCAAUAAAUACUUGUGCCACUUGCCAAUUGGGAGGGCUUUUCCCUUCCUGGACGUUUUGUUUUAGUUCGACUUUGUGUCACAUUGCUUAGAGAGCGUCCACAAGGAGAAGUUGCCGUGGCAACGCCAACUAGAGUUCAAAAACAACCUGAGUGAUCUAGGGUCAAACCACUUUCAUCCCUUAAAAUAUAGGCACUAAUUUUCAUUUUUUAGAAUGUAUUUCUUCUGUGGCUUAGAAAUGUGCCAAUAUGUUCAAAACAUUCUGCACCGAUUUCACCAGACUUAGUACCUACUAAAAACUCAAACUCGUCGUUUUUUCUUCUAUGUAACGGUGACUUUUAAAUAAAGGACUAUAUGCAUUUUGUUAUUUCGAGCUUUGGUGAACAUGAUAAGAAUAAUGAGCUGUGAUCGUUAUCAGACUGACUGAAUGAUUCCUAAUUUCCAAUGAUUGAUCUCAUCCUGUAUUAAAUUGCACAGGUAUCAUAUCUGUGGCUGUAAAUAACUGGAACUGUAUGCUGAUUAACAUGACAGUUUCUCCUUUUUUGGUUGUUCUUAAACCUGUACUGUAUUAUAGAAUGUGGGUAUAAAUAUCUACAAGUAUAAACACACAUGUAUAUGUAAUUCCACUAUUGUAGCCUGAAAGACUAUGUAUUAUCUUUUUUAUUCUAUAUUGGUGUUUGUGUUAUUUAAAAAGCAAAACCAUGCUCUAUUUAGUUGUAUAAUAUUACAGGAUACUUUGUUGUGCACAAUUCCAAGUGCCUUAGAACAUUGUUUAGCUUUCUUAAGUAUAUAUAAAUACAUUAAAUACAUAUAUGUAUAAAAUUGGAAAAAGUUACCUCAAUAAAAUCAUUGGGACAUCCCCAGC
Sus scrofa (pig) is the source of this 9583-nucleotide messenger RNA. It is a transcript of the gene PHACTR2, whose product is annotated as phosphatase and actin regulator 2. Gene Ontology annotation, biological process: actin cytoskeleton organization. Lineage: Eukaryota; Metazoa; Chordata; Mammalia; Artiodactyla; Suidae. The record is from RefSeq and is a predicted model, not a curated record. Gene Ontology annotation, molecular function: actin binding.